AUAAAGAACACAAUCACUCUUAGCUCUAAUCGAAUAACAAACUAUUUUAGCCCCUCGCUGAUGACCAAAAAUUCAAUACUUGGUGCUUUCUUUCAUCGAACGGUGGUUGGCCGUAGUUUAACGAAACAUUUCUGGAACUUCGUCACGGGCCAAGCAGAAAAGGCAGCAGGGUUUGGAAAAGAUGGCAACAAUAUCGAGGGAUUACAGCCAGACGUAUGUGGCGCAAGCUGCUUCUGGUGUGACACUUCCAUUGGCCUGAUCACUAUGAGUGACUUUUUGAGCACACUCAGGAAAGGCAAUAUUACUAUACUGCGUGAUAGUGUUGAAUAUUUGGACGUAGCAGGAGCAACCGUGCGGUCUGGCAAAACAGUCGCUGCCCAGUAUAUGAUAUACUGCACCGGAUGGGGCGAUCACUUCAGCUUCUUCUCACCGAACAUUAAAGAGGAGCUCGGAAUAUCGCCGUAUGGGAUUACGAACUCGCAUGAAAAUUCCACUUUAUCAGAUGAUCCAAAUAGCUGGAAGCUAGAGCCUAACCGCGCGUGGACACAACGCCGUUGGCGACUCUACAACAGAUGCGUUCCUAUUAACUUGACAGAAUAUCGCUCAUUUGUCAUACUUGGCCAAAUCCAUACGGUCCAGUCCAGACUCCGACGACUACAGCGGUCCAAUCCCUCUGGGCGAUUGGAUAUCUGCUAGGGGAGAUAGAUGUCCCAAGCAAAGAUGCUAUGGCCCAGGAGGUUGCCGAAUGGAAUACCUGGAACCUUGAGAUAUAUCUAGGCGUCGGUGAGAGGUACCCGUAUGCACUUUUGACUGGAUUCCUUAUAUAGAUCGUCUUCUUACAGAUCUCGGAGUCACGUCUCAGCGCGAGAAGGGCAUGUCGUGGAUUUCCU
Messenger RNA from Talaromyces proteolyticus, 890 nucleotides. RefSeq lists its product as uncharacterized. The transcript has 3 exons. The coding region runs from base 61 to 696 and encodes 211 amino acids. NCBI's taxonomy places the organism in Eukaryota, Fungi, Ascomycota, Eurotiomycetes, Eurotiales, Trichocomaceae. The record is from RefSeq and is a predicted model, not a curated record.